GCGAAAUCGUGUCCAACACAUGAAGCAACUGAUCUGUGAGAAAAGACAUUGUGGUAUUAGAGACUGGAUCAACAAUAAUCUUUUGGCUAUUGGUUUUGUUUGUUUUUUUUGUUUAAAAAAAAAACAGGUGAAAAUAGUGACUUUAUGUAUGAGUAAAGGUAAGAGAUGGUGUUAGGGAUAUACACCAGAUGUAGAUAUGAGAAUAGGAGACAAUGCAAAACAUAACAGAGGACUAAAGUCAUCAAGACUAAAGUCAUCAAGAGCUCCACUGGUUUAGAGACGGAUCAGGAUAAGAGAAGAAGAAAGUCACCAGCAUCAGGUCGCUCCCAGUCUUUUGUGGAGGAGUAUCGGGUGUUUUUGACUCUACUUCCCUUGCCAGAGUGCUGACAACAGGAGAUCGUGGAGACUGAAGUGUCAUUCUGCAGUGCCACACAUGGACAAACUGAGGCACUUCCCUCAGGCAGGGGGUGAUGAGUCAAAACUCUCAGACUCAGCCAUCCGACCAGAGCGUGACAGUGAGGUCAGACAGUGCAAAAGAGAACCAGGUGACUCAGUGAUCACUACAAGAGUCAGGAUGGAAGAACACUCAGAUGUUCCUUGCAAGGUGCCUCGCUUCCAGUAUUGUGACUUUCCCUCACUACAUCAGUGCAUCAAGCAGCUAUCCGUGCCACCACUGGAAGGCUGGCUAGCCUCAUGCCCGCUUGGAAAGGUGCCAGCACACCGUCCCAGCAGCCCAAAGGAGAAGGUGCCGAAGUUUAAAUAUGUGGAUUACCCAUCACUCUACCACUGCAUCCAGCAGCUCUCUGUGCCUCCACUAGAGAUCUGGAGCUCAAAACUUUCAAAACCCAACCCAGGAGGGUUACAGACAGACACAGUAGGACUCCAGUGUCCCUCUCAGUUGCUUGGAGAAAGAAGGAAAAAUGAAGAGAUGCAGGAAAAUAUAGCAGCGAAACAAAGAAAGGAAAAGUGGGGGAGUGGGAGCACAGUCCGUGUCCCAAUUCCAGAGCAGGCAGUGUUGCAGUCUUGCAUGAAAGCUACACAGCCAAGCACAGCCUUAGUGAAGGAAGAGAAUUCCCAGGGAGAUUCCAGCAUGCACCAAAUACACUCUGGAUUUACCGCAGAUUGUGUUUCUAGUUCUGAUUCAAGUUCUAGACAACAAUUGGGCAGAAGAGCAGAAAGGAAAGAAAAAAGUCUCAGGCCAACUGUUAUCAGCCGGGUUCGUACAGAAUCACAGACAGAAAGACAGAAACAUAGAGUGGUACCAGAGGAGCGACCUGAUAAAUGGAAAUCUCCAUCCCAGGUGGAGCAACCAAUAGAUCUAAAGAUGGUCUUUCCCAUUGGCCAACAGAUAUUUAGAGAUCCAGUAGAGCACCAAUCUCAACAGUGCAGGUACAAAGUCAAGGGACCACACUGAUGGCCUGACAUGAAGAGGACCAUCUUUCAGUCUCUUCUAAGAUACACAUGUUUGCGACAGAUUAGCCUUGAUCGAUCAUUUUGUUCAAACUCUACAGAAUGCUUUGAACUGGCAAGGUCUUCUUAGUGAGGAUCAUCACAUUAAUAUCACAUGGUUAAUGACAGUGUGUUAAGUCUUAGCCUUCAGGAGGUAAAAAAACAAACAAACAAACAAACAAAAAAAACACCGUUUAGAAUUUUACUCUCCAAAAUGCAAAUGGCAGCUAAAAAUGAAAGGUUUUACAACCCAAACUGGGGUAUUUGUUUAUAAGACAAUAUUCAUACAAGCACCCACUCAUAUGUUUGUUUUACUGGUAAUAUCAUCAGUCUAAUAGUAUUAAAUGAAAUCUACUGGAAUUUUGAAUAUUUUAUACUUCCGUAGAUAUAAUGUCCCAUUUCGUUUAUCUAAAAUCUACCUUAAGUGCUGAAGAUUUUCACAGACAUACUGUAUUAAUAUUUGCUGAUAUAGCAUUGUUAGCCUGUGAGAAGAACAUAUCUGGUGACAAGCACCAGAAUUUUCAAAUUGGAUUUUUUUGAGAGCUCCUUUUUACAGUCUAGCAAAUUUAAAGCACUCAAGAAAAACUGUGGGUACAAAAUAGACAAUCUCAGCCUAAUGCUAUGUUUGCUCUGAAUUCAGGUGUAGGAAACUUUAGAAUUGGGUCAAGAACUGAGUGUGAGCAACACUUUGGGCUUUCGCACCUAAAGAGUAAAGCUGAUCCUACCUUUGGGGAAACCAGACCUACUGUAGAGCUAGAUACAAAUGCAUUGGGAAAUUCACAGGGGGCUGACUGCUUAGUUCUCGGUGCCUAAAAGAAUGGUUGAUGCUUAUGCUGCAAAAAUGGUUUGUUGUUCAUAUACUAACUUUUUUUUUUGUACUUCUGAGCUGUUUUUUUUUAUGGAAUUUUGUGUAUAAUUGCUACAAGAUAGUGUUAAGACAUAUAAACUGGUUUUCAAAAUAUUUUCUUGUUUUGUAUGUCUACACUCAUGGGUUUGUAUGCACUUAUUACCAGUAAUACUUACUAGUGACAGGGACCUACAAUUUCUGACAGUGACAUUUGAUCAGAGAUUAUAAAGUAGGUAUUACACGGUAAUCCUGGACGAGUCCGACGUUCAAAUGACUGACUGAAAUGAUUCCUUAAACCAGACGUAUUGUCCAAUUUUUUUUUUUAAUUCAUAAAUGAGUUUCUACCUGCAGUCGGUUGCCAUAUAGUGUAUGACAUACCAAAAUGUAAACCCUAUAACCAUGGUUUCAACUUGUCUUGUCAUAUAUGAGCUCUGAUUUAACUAAAGCUAGUAAGGAAGUACGAAAAAUUGUUGGUGAAUCUAUAUAUUAUAUAUACUUUUACUAAUCUAACCAAAAGUGCAAGAGAUCCGCAAGAGCAUUAGUGAGUUCAUUCACCGGUGAUGGAUGAGGAGGCAUGGACCUGUUCAGGACACACGGUUUUCCGCUACAACAACGACAAACUAUAUCUUUAUGGAGCUAGCUUUGUGCUCAGGGCAUUUUCAGGCAGGACCUUUUGGGCUUUUUAGUUUCUGUGAAUGGAAACUAAUUGGUGAAACAGUUUGGGUGGAAAGGUGAAAUGUUCAGGUGUCCACAUGCCUUUGGGUAUAUACUGUAUUUCACCAUCGUAUGAUAGGGAAUAUCAGAAAUGUAUUAUUUGUCGUGACAGGAAAGCAUCAUAAACUGUCCCUAUAUAUCUAACAUGUUUGCAUGUGGAGUUUAUAUCGGUUUAUCUAUUAAAGUGUCUGAAUUCA
Molecule: messenger RNA, 3207 nt
Organism: Tachysurus fulvidraco (yellow catfish)
Lineage: Eukaryota; Metazoa; Chordata; Actinopteri; Siluriformes; Bagridae
Exons: 4
Coding region: 434-1414 (326 amino acids)
Source: RefSeq, a predicted model, not a curated record